Aspergillus heteromorphus CBS 117.55 is the source of this 4046-nucleotide messenger RNA. RefSeq lists its product as uncharacterized. The record is from RefSeq and is a predicted model, not a curated record. Bases 293 to 3859 code for a protein of 1188 amino acids. Gene Ontology annotation, molecular function: ubiquitin protein ligase activity. NCBI's taxonomy places the organism in Eukaryota, Fungi, Ascomycota, Eurotiomycetes, Eurotiales, Aspergillaceae. Gene Ontology annotation, biological process: protein polyubiquitination. The transcript has 3 exons.
AAACGCUCGAAUCUACAUGAGCCUCUGAAUCGUCUCCGAUCUCGCGGCAGGAAUUACCCUCGUCGCUGUUGCCGUCAAGUACUACUCCUGCUGUGCUGCUCCGCCCACGAGAAGCCCUACUACCUACCUAUCCGCCAUCCCUGCUUGGUUCAGACUAUAAUUAUACUCCGACCUUGGCCAAAAUAUUCCUCUGAGCUACACCCUCCUCUGUGGCAACAUCACGCGACAAUACGCAGCUGAGAAAAAAAAGGCAAUACUUUCAAUUCAUCGAGAGUCCAGCCAAUGCGCCCAUAUGCCGUCGCGGUCCCCAUAUAAUUCGUCCCAUCCUCCGACGUCCGACUCCCCGGCUACUCAUAUCACUUCAGCUGCGAUCCCUUUUCGCGCAGAGGGGACCUCUCCUUAUCGAAGUCCGCACGAUGCCCCGGGACUGUCGCCCAUGAGCGGGAACCCGGCUACUUCGCCCCCGCAUCGUCGAGGGCAUUCGCGCUCUAUCAGUCAUCCGUUCCCCUCGCCCUUUGGCGGUAUCGCGAAGAGGCGCAACCGGUCGAUCUCCAAGAAGGAUAACUUCUUGCUGGAUUCCGAUGACGACGAUGAUGUGGUUACGUACCUGCCGGAUCCUAACUCUGCCAGUCCUCGCAAAGGACACCCGCGUCCAACGCCGGGCGAGGAGAUGACUUCGGGGAAAUGCAUGGUUUGCAACAGCACGGUCCGAUGGCCGCGGAAUCUCAAGGUGUUUCGAUGUACGGAAUGUUUGACCGUCAAUGAUCUGGAGCCGUAUGUAGACUCGGGCAAGGCUAGCGGUCCGGGGAACGAUGGGAAACCAUCUCCGACUGUGCUUCCUAGAAAAGCUAUUCCGCUGUCGGUUGAGCGAACAAAAGCAAUCGUAGACGAAUGCCUCUCAAAGUACCUCAGGCAGCUCCUGAAUGUGCCGGAACAGCCAUCGCCAGAGAAGCUUGGUGGCAAGCGCUUGGAUGUUGCGCAGGAUGAGAAUCUGUCUCACUCGCCGAGUCAUUCGUCUGGGUACUUAUCUGAACCUCGGCAACCGGUGGACCCGCGGGGCCGUAGUUCUUCUACGUCCAACAAGACCGGAAAGCCGGAGGGAAUGGGCGGGAUUCCGAAUUAUUCGAAGCCCAGUCUGGCCCCUUUGCAUGCUCAUGGGGAAGGGAAAGGCUCUCAGAUGAGGAACCGGGACGCUCAGAACACGCCGCGGCGCGAUCGCUCGCCCCGGCACGCUGCGCGACCGAGCGGUCCCGAGGCUAAGAACCCCACCAGUCGCCCGUAUAUUUUCAGAUCGCUCGAGGAAUAUAUAAUCAUAUCGUUCAAAGGCAGCGACUGCCUGAACAAAUCAUUUACUACGGUGCAACCUGCAUCACAGUCCGCUGAGAACAGCAGCCCACCCAAGCAAAAGGCGGAGCCGAGUUCUGCACAGGCGUCCGCCCAGGUGGUAUUCGAGCCGGAUCCGAAGCUGCUGCUUCUCGGCGACAUCGCAGAAAACUCCUCUUGGUGGAUGAACGAAGUGGAGCAGAUCAGUAGUACCCAUCCCUCCCGUGCGAAAGAGCGUCGAGACAAGACCUCGAGCUCGUCCCGGGCCGUUUCCUCCAGGAGCCCGCGUAUCAAUUGGCCUGAGCUUGCGCAAUGGCAUCAAGUGAUCAUGACGGCUGGAGCCUCAUGGGUGGAGCUGUGGUCUACGAUGAAGCCGUGCGAGAUGCGGAAGGACGAGGACGUCCUUGUAGCUCAAAAGUGGGACACCGUCGAUCUGGCCAUGGUCGAGAGAGAAAUCACCGAGUCCCGCUUGCACCUGCACAGAACGCUCCUCAAAGCCACCGAGACGCUUUUGAAACGGCCCAGACGGCCUCUGAAAAAGCCAGAGGACAUCAGGUUCUUGCUGAUGCUACUGACCAACCCAUUGCUUCAUCCGUCUAGCCCGUCCCUGGCAUCUCACCUGGCCCCAUCGGCGGCCCGCGGUGACCGGAGGCCUUCGCAUCCAAAGGAUGGCAAUCCUAGACCGGCACCCCGCGAUCUGAAGCCGCCUCCGAAACAUCGCAGCGGAGGCCCGGGGCAUCAUUCCGGCAUCGUCAAGCGGAUAUUGGGGCUACUUGCCAACCUCCCGAACGACUGCCAUCACUACCUCGUCUCCUGGUUCUCGCGCUUUUCGGCCGGGCAGUUCGAGAAGAUCGUUGAGCUUGUCGGUAGCUUUGUCACGUAUCGCCUAACGCGUCAGCAUGGGCGGAAGCGCAGCGACUCAGCUCAGCACGACGACGGGCUGGUCCCCAGCUUCUCCAGCGCCGCUGGCACCACCCCUGCGGAGUUGCACGCUGCCAUCAAUGGCAGGAGCCCCAGCAAAGCGAAUGAGAAGGUUGACAAGCCAGUGGUCUACACCGAUGACUGGCAGGUCCGAGCGGCAGCCCGCGUGAUGUCGUUGCUCUUCACGGCCAACAAUGCGAGCGUUUCUCGCAAACCGGACAGCGCGUUUGGGCAAGACGCGGGUUCCGCCGCGAGACACCAGGCGAACCGGCGUGGCCAUAUGGUCCCCACCAGCUCCUUCUACAAUACGCUGCUGGACUAUUCGGACCUGGUGGCCGACUUCGAGGCCUGGGAAUCCAAGACGACGAAGUUCUCGUUCUGCCAAUAUCCGUUCUUCCUCAGCAUCUGGGCCAAGAUCCAUGUCCUGGAGCAUGACGCGCGCCGUCAGAUGGAAGUCAAAGCACGUGAGGCGUUUUUCAACAGUAUCAUGAGCCGAAAGGCGAUCAGCCAAUAUCUCAUGCUGAAGGUCCGGCGCGACUGCUUGGUCGAAGACAGUCUCCGCGGCGUCAGCGAGGUGGUUGGCUCAAGCCAGGAGGAGAUCAAGAAGGGGUUGCGGAUCGAGUUUGUUGGCGAGGAGGGUGUCGACGCGGGCGGUCUGCGCAAGGAAUGGUUUUUGCUCCUUGUUCGGGAGGUUUUCGAUCCUCACCACGGACUGUUCAUCUAUGACGAAGACUCCCAGUACUGCUAUUUCAACCCGUACUGCUUCGAGUCGUCGGAGCAAUUCUUCCUGGUCGGAGUCCUCCUGGGACUGGCCAUCUACAACUCGACCAUCCUCGACGUUGCUCUGCCGCCGUUUGCAUUCAAGAAACUGCUGGCGGCUGGGCCGCAGUCGUCGAUCAGCCGGCCCACGUACAAGUGCUCCCUGGAUGACCUGGCGGAGUUCCGACCGGUGCUCGCCAAGGGUCUUCGGGCUUUGUUGGAGUUCGACGGGGACGUGACGGAGACGUUCUGCUACGACUUUGUGGCACAGGUGGAUCGGUAUGGGGAGGUGGUGCCGGUGCCUCUCUGCGCCGGGGGCGAGAAACGACCGGUGACGAACGCCAACCGACGGGAGUUUGUCGACCUGUACGUGCACUACCUGCUGGACACGGCGAUCACGCGGCAGUUCGAGCCGUUCAAACGGGGGUUCUUCACGGUGUGCGGGGGCAAUGCGCUGUCUCUGUUCCGGCCGGAGGAGAUCGAGCUGCUGGUGCGCGGGUCGGACGAGGCGCUGGACGUGGCGUCUCUGCGGGCAGUGGCGACGUAUGACAACUGGGGGAACGCGCGGCCGGAGACGGAGCCGGUGGUGCGGUGGUUCUGGGAGUUCUUCGAGCAGACGCAGCCGCAGGCGCAGCGCAAGAUCCUGUCGUUUGUGACGGGGUCGGAUCGGAUCCCGGCGAUGGGGGCGACGAGCCUGUCGAUCCGGCUGGCGUGCCUGGGCGACGACACGAGCCGGUUCCCGACGGCGCGGACGUGCUUCAACCAGCUGGGGCUGUAUCGGUACGAGACGCGGGCGAAGCUGGAGCGGAUGCUGGGGGAUGCGGUGCUGAACAGCGAAGGGUUUGGGUUGAAGUAACAGGAGCAGGCCUCCUCGCCUCCUCCCUCUCGGCUGAGCUAUUUCCAGGGUUUACGCGGGGAAGAUCGUAUGCGGGGACGAUCUGAUUGGCGUCUUGGGCAUUCUGAUUCUGAUUCUGCAUUCUAGGCACAGGCAAGGCAUGGCAUGGCAUUCUACUCCGUAGUGAAGUAGGUAUUAUCGGCAAUAG